This is a messenger RNA of Teleopsis dalmanni, 478 nucleotides long. Its product is annotated as 40S ribosomal protein S7-like. Lineage: Eukaryota; Metazoa; Arthropoda; Insecta; Diptera; Diopsidae. Gene Ontology annotation, molecular function: structural constituent of ribosome. The transcript is spliced from 4 exons. The record is from RefSeq and is a predicted model, not a curated record. The annotation marks the transcript as partial. Gene Ontology annotation, biological process: translation; ribosomal small subunit biogenesis; rRNA processing. Gene Ontology annotation, cellular component: ribosome; 90S preribosome; small-subunit processome.
UUGCAAUAGGAUGAUUGGUUCGAAAAUAGUGAAACCAGGCGGUAUAGAGCCAGAUGAUUUCGAAAAGUCGAUUGCUCAAGCACUUUCGGAACUUGAAGCAAAUAGCGACUUAAAACCUUAUUUGAGAGAUUUGCACAUAACUCGAGCCCUUGAAAUUGAAUUCGGUACUAAAAAGGCUGUUAUAAUUUAUGUACCAAUUCCACAACAAAAAACUUUUCAAAAGAUACAAAUUAUUUUGGUGCGUGAACUUGAAAAAAAGUUCUCUGGAAAGCAUGUUGUAGUGAUAGGAGAACGCAAGAUUUUGCCAAAACCAACCCGCAAACGACCAUUGAGCACAAAUUUAACUGCUGUGUAUUUUAUUUUAGAAGAUUUAGUGUUUCCAGCAGAGAUCGUAGGCAAAUGUAUUUGUGGCAAAUUGGAUGGCACCCAAAUUAUAAAGGUGCAUUUGGAUAAGAAUCUACAAACGACCAUUGAGCAC